UUUAAAUUAAUUGUGGUUAUAGCAUUAAGCAGUUUUAAUGAAGUGCAAACAUUAAAUAUAUUAGGUGUUUUUCCAUUACCAGCUAAAAGUCAUUUCUUCGUAUUUGCUCCGUAUUUAAAGGAACUAGCAAAUCGUGGUCAUAAUGUGACAGUCAUAUCAUUUUACCCCCAAAAGGAUCCCAUACCAAACUACCAUGACAUAAACUUAAGCGAAAAUUCGCAACCUCUUCAAAUAAGUCAUCCAGUUACCAAAUCACUGUUCGUAAUUUUUCUUUCUCUAACUUUACUCCAAGCUCUUGCUGGACCUUUUACAUGUAGAAUGCUAUUGGAAGAUGAAAAUGUUCAAAAUUUAUGGGCAACGCAAACGAAGUUUGAUUUGGUCGUUGUGGAACAAUUUAAUAGUGAUUGCGGAUUGGCAUUAGCACAUGUUUUGGGAGCACCUGUUAUAGGAAUAACAUCUCAUACGUUAAUGCCAUGGCAUUACAGCAGAUUCGGAGUUCCAUACAAUCCAUCUUAUGUAACAUUUGAUUUCUUUGAAGGUGGAACGCAUCCAACCUUUCUUCAAAGAAUUUUAAGGACAAUAAUAUACAAUCACGUCAACUUUAUAUUUUAUCAUGUAACUCAUCGAUUAGAGCAAAAUAUUAUUGGAGAAUUUUUUAAUGAUCUUCCUCCACUAAAAGAAUUGGCAAAGGAUAUAAAGUUAGUACUCGUAUAUCAGAACUUUAUGCUAUCUGGUUCAACUAUAAUGCCGUCUAAUAUUAUUGAAGUCGGUGGCUACCAUGUAGCAAAAGUGAAACCUUUGCCUGAUGAGUUACGAAAGUUUAUCGAAGACUCCGAACAUGGUGUAAUAUACAUCAGUUUUGGAACCUUAUUGAAAGCAUCCACAAUACCACCUGACACUUUACAAGAAAUAAUAAAUGCCUUAGAGGAAUUACCUCAGAGAGUCAUUUGGAAAUGGAACAAACAAUCCCUUCCUGGCAAUCCUAAACACAUUUAUUUAGCUAAAUGGUUGCCACAAAACGACAUAUUAGCUCAUCCAAAAGUCUUGGCGUUUUACUCACAUUGUGGUUUAUUAGGCACCACAGAAGCGAUCUAUCAUGGCGUACCAAUAGUCGGUAUGCCGAUUUAUGGAGAUCAACCAACAAAUGCCGCAGCUAUAGAAGAAAGCGGACUUGGUGUACAAUUACAUUACGAGCUUCUAACAAAAGAUUAUCUUCUUGAGAAAUUUAAAACUGUUCUUGACCCUAAAUUCCGUGAAAGAGUAAAAUUCUUGUCUAAAGCUUGGCACGAUCGUCCAGUAAAAGCAAUGGAUACUGCAAUUUUCUGGACGGAGUUUGCAGCUCGCCAUAAGAAUUUCACAUUCAGAACCCCGGCAGCUGACGUUCCUUUUUACCAGUAUUUCUGCUUAGAUAUAUUAGCAAUUUUGUUCCUAUUUUUCGCCGUAACUAUUGCGAUUCUCAAAUAUUCAAUAACAAUACUAAUAAAAAUUGUAUUUGCAUCAAAAGAUUUAUCGAGCAAUGGCGUGAGAAAAGUAAAAGUCAAUUAAAUUAAUGAAUACUUACUAAUUAAUUUAUAACUAUUUUUUCAUUAUUUUAAACUAAAUCAG
Vanessa atalanta (red admiral) is the source of this 1605-nucleotide messenger RNA. Its product is annotated as UDP-glycosyltransferase UGT5-like. Gene Ontology annotation, molecular function: UDP-glycosyltransferase activity. The transcript is spliced from 4 exons. The record is from RefSeq and is a predicted model, not a curated record. NCBI's taxonomy places the organism in Eukaryota, Metazoa, Arthropoda, Insecta, Lepidoptera, Nymphalidae. The annotation marks the transcript as partial.